Schizosaccharomyces osmophilus is the source of this 1641-nucleotide messenger RNA. It is a transcript of the gene spn5, whose product is annotated as meiotic septin Spn5. The record is from RefSeq and is a predicted model, not a curated record. Gene Ontology annotation, cellular component: microtubule cytoskeleton; septin complex; cell division site. NCBI's taxonomy places the organism in Eukaryota, Fungi, Ascomycota, Schizosaccharomycetes, Schizosaccharomycetales, Schizosaccharomycetaceae. Gene Ontology annotation, molecular function: molecular adaptor activity; GTP binding; GTPase activity. Gene Ontology annotation, biological process: cytoskeleton-dependent cytokinesis. The transcript is spliced from 3 exons. Bases 1 to 1641 code for a protein of 546 amino acids.
AUGUCAGAUACUCCCAUAUCGCCUUCUUUCGAAGCUCCUAGAGACAGCAAGAAGAUGAAUGCUGUUUUUAACGACGAACAAGUUGUGAGUAGUACCUUUCCUGACAAGGAGCAAGAAAUCGAUACCGAUCAUCUCGGCCCUUCUAUUGCAAUCUCAGAAUUGACAGACACACCCAUGGAUAAAAUGCAAGAUUUAUCUCUGGAACCUGAUGUAGACGAAAAUGAGAAGGAGACUGAGACUGAGAGUGAGGACGAGAACGAGAACGAGAACGAGAACGAGAACGAGAACGAAAAUGAAAAUGAAAAUGAAAAUCAAUAUCAGAACGAAAAUCAAUAUCAAAACGAAAACGAAGACAAAGACAAAGACAAAGACGAAAAUGAAAACAAAAAGGACACUUCUGAAAAUCUAAAUUCCAAAAAGUGUGAAACGGAAACACCAUCUCUCUCAGGAACACAAAUAAAGAACUCGAAAUCCAUGAAAUCUACCAAAUCCCUGAGAAAGGAAAUGGCACUCAACAACAUCCUCGUUCCCUCUAAUCAUAUAGGAAUUAAUGACUUCAAUCAACAAUAUUACAGAAAGACAUGUAAGGACGGUAUUCCUUUGAACUUAAUCGUUGUUGGAGAAUACAGUCUAGGAAAAACCACCUUCAUCAAGUCCUUCUUGCAAGACAUGGAUGCCACAAGGCCCAAACAUACGCAUGAAUUUACUCAGUAUAAAGCAAAGCUUUCGGAUGGAGACCAGCUUUUUCAUGUCAAUAUCGUUGAUACACCUGGGUUCGGCGAAAAAAGCGACAACAGCAAUUGUUGGCGACCUAUCGCAGCAAACAUUCUACAACGCUUGAACGAAUUCUUUGAGAAUGAAACGAAGCCCCAGAGAAAUCCUUACCACAAUGAUAACAGAAUGCAUGCUUGUCUUUUUUUCUUGAAUCCCAAUGGACAUCGACUUCAACCGCUUGAAAGCUAUCUGAUGAAAAAGAUCGACCGUUUUGUAAAUGUCAUCCCAAUUAUUGGAAAAGCUGAUACUAUGACUCCUGAUGAAUUAAUGAGAUUUAAAGAGCGUAUUGCGGAAGAUAUGGUUUCGGAAAAGAUAUACUCUUUUUCAGACUACACCGAUACUGAAAAGAAGCUAAAGCAGCUCCUUCCAUUUGCUAUUGUCGGAUCUAACCAAUACCUCAACAAAGACGGAAAGUCUAUUCGAGGUAGACAAUAUCCUUGGGGAACCGUCGACAUCGAUGACCCUGAACAAACCGAUUUCUGCCAACUUCGAAACUUCUUAUUGUACACGCAUAAUGAGGGACUACGCAACAAAACUCAUCGCCUCAUUUAUGACACUUUUCGCCAAGAGAAACAAGCAACACUGGAUGAGCAAUCCGAGUUCAAGUAUAUUAGUGCCGAGGAAAUCAAUAAGCAAUAUGUUCAAAAGCAAAUACAACUGGUUGAGGAUGCAUUGACGAAAGGCUUGAAAUCCCAAUUCAAAGAAAAAGAAAACAGCCUUGAACUUAUGGAAAAGCAUUUGCGUACGCACCACAAGGAUUAUAAGCAUGCCCUUAAGAAACGAGUGGUUAGCUUGGAAGAAGAAAAGAAUCGUUUAAUUAAGGAGAUUGGACCUGACAAAAUCCGAAAGGCAGGUCUAAUUAUAUAG